Messenger RNA from Ctenopharyngodon idella (grass carp), 8876 nucleotides. RefSeq names its product nicalin-1-like. Lineage: Eukaryota; Metazoa; Chordata; Actinopteri; Cypriniformes; Xenocyprididae. The transcript is spliced from 16 exons. Gene Ontology annotation, biological process: regulation of signal transduction. The record is from RefSeq and is a predicted model, not a curated record. The coding region runs from base 6066 to 7736 and encodes 556 amino acids. Gene Ontology annotation, cellular component: endoplasmic reticulum membrane.
AUAUAUAUAUAUAUAUGUAUAUAUGUGAUGUGAUCUGCGAAAACCCAUCACAUUGUGAAACCUAUCACAGGUUUCAAUGCCAUACGAAAGAUUCGACCCCUUUCCAAAUCUGUUUUUACUUCUUUCAUAGCUUGUCUGUAACAAAAGUUAUGAUUAUCUGAAGUCAGCUGAUCGCACUGAUUUUUAGGAACGGAAUUUUGAGAAAAACAGGUUUGAAUAACUGUCACCCCCUUUUUCCACAUAGACAUGAAAAUGCACUAUCCAAACAUAAAUGGUUGUAGUUCAAGAAUGCUUUAGAAUAUAUACCUAAGGUUGGUCUCGUUUUAAAGAAUGCACUUGUCAGAUUAUUGUAGAAGUGAAAUAAAUUGUGAAAGUGAAAUAAAAUAAAAAAAACGUUAUAGAAGUUUGUUUAUGAAAAUGUAAAAAUAUAAUUGUUUAUAUUUUAUAAUAAUAUAUUACAAAGCAUGUUUUACUCUUAAACUGCAAGAAAAUAAAAGCCAAAAAUAUCAACAUUACAAAUUUUAUGUUGAAAUAUUUAAAAAAUUAGCUUUCAGUAAGAUUUUGUUUGGGCGCAGUACCAAACUUUUUCACUAGAUGACACCCAAGCUCCAUAUCUGACCAUUUAAGGGUGCCUCCAUUUAUUUGAGUAAUCUGAACCAUAUAUUUCCAUAUUUUCAUAUAUUUUAUGAAGCAGACAUCCUAUUCAGAAGUAGUAUGGGCAGUUUGGCUGAAUUUGAUUUGAAUUCAACCUCUAAUAAACACAUAAUUAGAACACGUGUGUUCAUUAUAGCUCCGUUGUUCUCCGCCUUCUCACGAUAAUGUUGUAUUAGGAAAAAAAAAUCUUUGCGUGCCGUAGUUUAUACAGGACUGGCGGGAAAUUUGCAUUAAUACACCUUCAUUCUGUAGUUUAUUUUGAUAGGUGAACUCUCUUUGUAGUGUUAAGAUAAGGAAAGCUAUGGGCGUUUUUUUUUUUUUUUUUUUUUUUUAAAACCUCCGCUGGGUGUGUUCUUAAACAGUAAUGUUAGAGAAAGACAGCCUUGCCACUAUAAAUUGCUAUUUUUCUGCACUUAACAGGUGAAUUUUGCCAAGAUAUUUUCAGAGAUGAUAGACAAGAUGUUAUAGAAUGAUAAUUUAAUGAAAACCCAAUUUUGACAAAAAAAAAUAACAUUCGACCUAUUUUUUGAAUUUACUGAAAACGUUCCAUCGCGACAUCCGACGGGUUUUCCCAGAUCGCAUCACAUAUAUAUACUAAUUCGUCGAUGUCUUGGUCUGGAGGCAGGCAUGUGCAAAUGUGUUUGCCCGUGUGACGUCACAAGUCCACCAAUAUCCAAACGAAUCGUUUUUGUUUAUGAUGAGGAGGGCAUUUUAAGCUCUGAAUCUUGCAGGACAUUUUAAUGGUACAAAGACCUCUUAUAUGUCAAAAGAUCAAGGCAAAUUUGAUUUCUCAUGUCAUGACCCCUUUAAAUACCCCCACACUCCAUCAGGUAGGGCCUCUUUACAGCAAACCAGAAAUGUGUUCCUUUUAACUUAUACUUAUUUAAAAAUAUAUAUUAAUUUAAAGAAUAAUUUUGAUCUUUUGUCAGACCUCAUAAUUUUAUAAUUUAUUUUAAAUCGUAAUUUUUGUUCUAUAGGUUUAACCAAGCAAAAUCAACAUCUUUUCAAGAACCCUCUUGGAUACAUUUUUGGGAAUCACUGCUUUAAAAUAUCUGCCUUUGUUUAGCUGAUGCUUUCUGAUGUUGUUAAGGACAGAUGUGCUUGUUUUCUAAUGAAAGGGAGUGUAUAGUGACCAGCUGAAUUUCUUUCUUUGAUAAUUUACAUUUCAAACAUAUGUAUUAAUAUAUUAUCAGUAGCUUUGUAGCAAACACUAAAAAGGGAAUACUCUUAGGGUGUGUUCACACUUGGCAGAUUUGGUUCAGUUAAAACAAAAUCUGGUGCGAUUUGUUCUGUUAGUGCGGUUCAUUUGAAUAAGUCUGAACACAAUUAAUUCUGAAUUUGAAUAAGUCUGAACUGCCAUUCAAACCUGGUGCGCACCCAACAAUUGGUCCGAGACCUCUGACAAGCGAACUUCCAAACAAACUCUUGUGUGGUUCGACUUAAAUAUGAACGCAAAAUGGACCAAAGGCAUCUAAACGAUCCAAAAACAGGACGUGAUGUCACAGGAUGCAACCCUAAAAGGACAGAAUGCUCAAGCACACCUGGUUUUUCUCAUCAUAUUCAUGAUGUUGCCUAUUACAUUUCGGUACAGGCAUCAGAACCGCUCUUUCUUGAAGCGGAUCUUAGUUUGUGUUUGUAACAAAGAAAUUACUGGUGAUUUGAGUCCUUUAUACAUUUUCUAAGCUCUUCAUGAGUUCUCAACCGGUAAAAAUACCAUUGUAUGUAUCUACGCACAUAUAAUGAGCGCACUUAGCACAGCACACAGCAUUGUUUUGGAUGUUCAGUAAGUUCCGUCACAAAAUAUAUGUCAUAAAAGCUGUUUUUUUGUUUUUGUUUUGUAUCUUUUGGUUCGGUCUUGAAAAUGACAGUGUGAACGCUAAGUGAACCAGGACUAAAUGUAUCAUGUUCUGUUUUGGUCCGGACCAAAAUAACCAAGAGAACCAAAGUACAAGUGUGAACACACCCUGAAAUUGAGAAAUCCAUACAGAAGAUACCAGUCUGCUACGAUACUGACAGCAGAUGUAAUUCUUAAGUCAGGGAAUCUCAUUGAAUAUUUUAGCCCCCCGCUUUCACAGACAAGGCUUAUGCUAGUCCUAGACUAAAAUGCAUGUUUGAGCUGUUUUAACUGAAAGCAACUUGUACUGACAUAUCUUAAAAUAUGUCACUGCCAUUGUUUUGUCUCAAGAUGCACACCAGUAAUGUUUUUUUCAAGUGUACGUUUAUAAAAGAUACUUAAAUAUCCUAAUUGAACUAAGGCCUAAUCCUUGCUUAGGCUAAGCCUUGUCUGUGAAACCGGGCCUAGAUGUGUUUACUAAUGAACAAUCUUUAUAGAAGUUAUUUUUUGUUUUUAUCAUAAGGUUUCAGUCGGUGUUGCUGCACACAAACCCAACACAGUUAAACUGGACUAAGGGAAUUCAAAAAUGUAUCUAGAUAAGACAAACAAGAUAAUUCGGUACAAUUUUCAGUGCAUUUAAUUAUUGAGAGCUCUUUGUUUUGAGAAUUGUUGAGAUUUAUUUGGAGUGGAAGAAGGUUGCAUUUAUUUACUUGAAGAUAAUAGCAGCUGCCAGAUACAUAUCCCAUAAUCUCCGUCAUUAGCGAGACAAAACAUUUUGUUCAUCUGAUUUGUGCCAAAAUGCAUCAAACGCAUUGUUUCUUUAUUUUAAAGAUGGAACAGGCAUGAAAAGCCUUUGGCCAGCAUUGAAAAUGAUGCCAGAAAUCAAUUUUACACUUCAGUGCUCUCGUCUUUAUAGUAAUUUUAAAGUGCAAUACCAUUUUGUCAGACAUUAAGUGUAGAACCCUGGAACAGGAUACUCUGCGUUUGCUGUUUCACUUCAAUUUAAUGCAAACAUCUUUAUAAAUUCAUCUCAGCUGUUUGGCCAAAUCGCUAUCACGUCUGUUAAGCAACAUCGAACAUUCAGAGUAUGAAGUUCCUUGUUUCGAUUUGAAGAUUGUACUGUUCCCUACAGUAUUUGUGUCUUCUGUGUGUCAUGCAACUGUUGUUGAUUUUGUACAAUUCUCAGAGCACCUUAUCGUCGUGUGUACAUUGCCACCCAGUCGCCGUUGCCAGCUGUAAUUAGAUGCCCAUUUGCACUAAGCACCUACCUUAGUAACACUCCAGAUUUUAUUUGAUGUAGUAAAUUAGGAGAACAUAAGAAGGGAGAUUGUAAUAGUAUAAUUAUCUAAUAUUUUAUGUUUUGCACACUGCCGUUCAAAAGUUUGGGGUCAGUAAGAAAACGUUUUAUUCAGCAAGGAUGCAUUAAAUUGAUUGAAAGUGACAGUAAAGACUUUUACAUCCUUACAAAAGGUUUCAUUUUUUGAAUAAAUGCUGUUCUUGUUUUUUCCUGUUUCAUGUUUUUUUCACAAUGAAUAUUAAGCUGCACAACUGUUUUCAACGCUGUGUUCACGCCACCUCGUAUUUACUGGAAUCUUGACAACACGUGACGUUAUAUUCAGAGUUGUUCAAGUCCUUGGACUGGGAAUUAUGCGUUGCCAUGGCACCACUAUCAACGCCUAAAUGAAUCUACAGCGGUCAGGUGGUACAGCAGCCACGUGGUACAUCUGGGAGCUUUCAGAAAACUCCCAGCUUACAAGCUGUAAUUACGAGCUCUACGAGGACGUGAACGCUUUUUACAAGCUAGAAUCUCGUAACUACAGGAAUUACGAGGCCGCGUGAACGCACCUAUAGAAACGGACAUGAACAGCUCCGAAUACAACGUCACAUGUUGUCAUCUCAAGAUUCCGGUAAAUACGAGGUGGCGUGAACGCAGCACAAAUCAGCAUAUUAGAAUAAUUUUGAAGGAUCAUGUGACAGUGAAGACUGGAGUAAUUAUGCUGAAAAUUCAGCUUUGCCAAUACAUAAACAUAUAAAACAGUUAUUUUAAAUUCUAAUAAUAUUUCACAAUAUUACUGUUUUUUUUAACUGUAUUUUAGAGACUUCUUUCAAAAACCUAAAAAAAAAAAAAAAAAAAAUCUUACCGACCCCAAACUUUUGAACAAUAAUGUAGAUCUAAUGUAUGAAUUGGCAGUCUUUUUGUUUUGAAUAUUGUGAUUUUUAUAUCACACUUAAACUCCUUCAGAACAGUACGAUGACAUCAGUCAGGGACAGUUUUUUUUUUUUUUUACUUUUUACUGCUUUUCAAGUGGAUAUGGGAAAAAAGGUGCAUUCACUGAGUAUUUUCUUUUGUAUGUUAUGGUGUCACCUAGUGGCUUGAACAUCAUGCAAAUGUUUUCAGUUGCCAAUGCCAUUAAUUUAUUUAACAAGGGAAAAUGCCCACUUUUGGCCAUGUUUUAGUGGUAAUACCCUUAGAGUAGCAAUAGAUAACCAACAAAAUGCUUCUCAAUAGAUAUGUAAGUAAAGAAUUUGAUGGCAAGUUCCCUUAAGCCCCCUUUCCGCCGUUUCUAAGCUGUCAUGGUACUUAUAGUCGUGCCAUAAGACUGACUGAUCUGUGUAUGUGAUGAAUGAACAUGUCUGUCAUCCUCUGUGUCUCUGCUUUGGUUCGAGAUAAACACUCCGUUGUGUAAUGACUAAAUCAUUGUCCAUUUUCUGUUACUACACUGAAGUAGAGUAUGCCUUAAGUAAAGCUAUACAAUGGGUCAUGUUAUUUAUUGCAAGUGGUAUGUUUUUCAUUUAUAGAUAUAAGUUUUUUUGUUUUCCCCUUCUGUCAAUAAAUAUGAUUGUAAAGACGUGAACAGUUUCCAUACCAGUAUUUAACAAUGUUCGUUGUUCUGUGUAGUAAAUCAAACCAGUAAAUACAUCUGAAAUAUACAAUUGUCCUGUGUAUUUUUAUGCAUAUGUAUGCUACCAGAAAAAAAUUGACACACUUAACAGAAAUAUGUUUAUAAAAUAAAAUGGUAUUUUUAUUUUAUAUAUUAUUACUGUUACUAUUUUACAAAUUUCUUUUGAAAUAGGAGCAGAUAGUGAAGAAAAAGAGCAAAGUGUCUGUCAAACAUGUCAGCUCAUGUGAACAAAAAGGUGAUGACUCUGAAGAAGGUAAACAUUUUUGGUAACGCAUAUUUAUUUAAUAAUUCUCAUUAUAUAAAUUAUCUACAAAGUAUACAUAUAUAUGGUAAUAAAAUAAAGGGAAAAGUGAUUAAAAAGAAUGAGUAGAUGUGUUUUUCCCUGUGUUCAGCCAUAUUUUUUUUUUCCAAUUUUAGGGUUUAGAUUUAAGUGAUAUAGAGUAGUAAUAACUGGAGAGAGGGGUGUGGAAGUGUUGUAGGUUGUCUGGGAUUGGAGGGGAGGACUGAUUAGCCUGGCUUUAUCCCGUCUAUGCCAGAUGGUACACUAGGCUUACCUGCGGGCCUCUCUAAGCCUUGUCCCCGGCCAUGCUUUGGACACAUCCUGCUCAAACCACAAGACACUGCGGAAGAUCUAACGUGGACUUUGGAUGUGUUAGUUCUUUUGGCGAACUCAAAUGUGGGGUGUCAGCAUGACUCUUAUAGCCUCUAAAGUGGUGGCUCUGCUGCUGUUGUCAGUCCAUCUCCUGCAUGCAUCUGCCCUGCCGGCAGCAUCCUCCUAUGAGUUCAAUGCCUACAGGAUGCAGCAAUACAACUUACAUCAGGACAAACAUGGUUGCCGUGGAGCUAUUGUGGUGGCAGAGGCGCGAUCGGCUGCGGAGGCGGUUCUGACUCGCCGCUGUGUGAUCAUGAAGCUGCCUGAUUUCACCACAGAGCGCUACCUAGAGGCCAAAAAGCAGAAUGCAGCAGCGGUUUUGAUACUGCUACCCCGAAAUAUCUCUUCUGUACCAGAGGAUAUAGUGCAGGGCUUCAUGGUGGCUGAAUCUCAAGUCCUGCAGAACGAGACCCUCAUGCCUGUGUAUGUGGUCCCAGAGGAUGACCAGCUGCUCUAUAUGUAUGAAGAAGUCAGUCAGGCUGCAGCAACAAAGUCUGGUUCUGUACUAGUGAGAGUUCUCCGUAGUAUCAUCACCGCCACAGCCUUCCAAAUAUUAGUAAGCAACAACUCCCCCAUCAAGCCUAUCACUGAUACCACCAUCAUUACUUUAGAGGGAGUGCUUCCUGGAGCUGGAGAAGACCCACCCACCAUUGUAAUUACGGCCCAUUAUGACACGUUUGGUCUUGCUCCUUGGCUGGCGUAUGGUGCGGAUUCUAAUGGCAGUGGUGUCACAAUUCUUCUCGAACUGGUUCGACUUUUUCAUCACCUCUACAGUGAUCCACGAAGCCAGGCUCCAUACCACCUCUUAUUCUCCCUGACCGGUGGUGGUAAAUAUAAUUUCCUUGGCACCAAGCGUUGGCUGGAGGAAAAUAUUGACAAUGCUGAAUCCAGCCUUUUGCAAGACAAUGUGGCAUUCGUUAUAUGUCUGGACUCUCUUGGCAGCGGAGAUGAGCUUUUCCUACACGUUUCACGGCCACCUAAGCCUGGAACGCCUCAGUACAGCUUCAUUCAGCAGCUAGAGCAGAUAAUCUCUGCUAGGUUCCCCUGGGUGAGAUUUGGAACUGUCCAUAAGAAGAUCAACCUGCUGGAGACCAAUGUGGCUUGGGAGCACGAGCGCUAUGGGAUGAAACACAUCCCAGGAUUCACUCUGUCGCAUAUUGAGAACCCUAAAUCAGAGCUGAGAGGAUCUAUCCUGGACACCAUGGCACAGGUGGACAUCAGGAAGCUCAAGCGGAACGCUGUUAUUAUUGCUGAGUCCUUGGCAAGAUUCAUGUACAAUCUUUCAGACAAGGGCUCCGCUAAGGACAUGCAGGUUUUCAAGGGCAGUUUGGAUAUUCAAGACAGUCAUUUGUCUGCAUUGAUGACCAUGAUGACGUCUGUUCCCCGAGCCUUUCAGUUGCUGGACAAAGAACCAGGACACGUGCUCCUGAUCAGCAGCCUGCAGCAGGAGUUCAAACACUAUCUAAAGCAGGUCCAUAGACACACGUUCCACCAGGACAGAAGGGAUCCUGAAAUCACGUUCUUUGAUCAAAUGAGACAACCAAUGAUGAUGUACAGGGUGAAGCCUGCUGCCUUUGACCUGUUUUUGGGUGGCUGUAUAGCUGGAUACCUUGGAAUAGUCUAUUAUGCAGUCCAGAACUUUGGGAACAUCUACACAAAACUGAAAGCAACCAUGAAAGCCAAGCACCAAUAAGCUGGGUUGAACACAUCAAACGACCAAUGCACAGAGAAGUCUACAGCAUGGCCAAUGUAAUACCUGUGAGGACUGAAAAAUUUUGGAAUUCACUUCUUGAAUUUAAAGUGUUUUAUAAUUCCCUUGCUGUCUCUUCUGUUUCUGUUUGAUUUCUUUCUUUAAAUUAAAGAUCGCCCCUCUCUUUUAGAAUCAGCUACUUUGCUCAUUCUGGAAUCCUUCUGGAACUGUACUGUAUGUUUACACUUUAAUGAUAGAGGGGAAAAAGACUAAAUUAGAUGAUUACCCCAUGCAAAUAAGAUAUGUCGGGAGUAGAACGGAACUCAUGGAUAAAUUAUGAGUCACUUAAAAAGGAACCUGAUGCCAAGUAAGAGUGAGCGGAUCUGUUGAAUGCGGCACUGGGUCACCUAUAGGCUAUGUAGUGGAAUUAUGGUCACUGAACACCUAUAUGAAAGAGAAGCUUACGAACAGCAGUCGAUAAUGUUUAAGAUAAAUAUAACUGUGUUUUGUUAAAUAACAACAAAAAGUAAGUUGGAGCUUAAUGAUACACACACACAUAAUUAGGUUAUUUCUCCAUUUGAGUGUGUAUUUAAAAAGUAGACCUGGACCGAAUGUGUGGAACAUUUUUUCCCUGUUGAACUAUCUGAGUAACCUGAAAGCUGUCCUGUCCAUAAUAGGUCGCUGAAGACAUAAUUGAUUUACUUGUGUUGGCACAGACAAGGAGGAUUUUUUGUGGUGCUGACAGGGACUGUGGAUAAGUGCCAAAUGCUUGGUUAAAUGAUGGCUGUCUUGAUUAUCUCUUAUGAAUGAAGAACUCCUUUCAUUCAUACAGGAUUAGACAUUCAUUACUGUCAUCCACAAUAUUGUAGCUACAAUGACAUGAGUAGAUUCCCCUAAUUUAUCACAUUGUUAUUUUUUACUGUGGAGUCUAAUGUCAGAACAUUAGCAUUUUGAUGUUUUGGCUGUAGUGGUAUGGUUCAUUCACAGAGAAAGGGAAAUUUACUUAUGUUCAGAAAUUCUUAAAUAAAGACAAUUUAAAGAUCAACACACUACCAGACUACCAAAGAAAUUUAGCAAAGAGACAUUAAAUUGAUCAAAAGUGAAGGUAAAGGCACACAAAUUCAUAAAAAAAAUCUAAUUCAA